Messenger RNA from Verticillium alfalfae VaMs.102, 2181 nucleotides. Its product is annotated as CHIP6. The record is from RefSeq and is a predicted model, not a curated record. The coding region runs from base 1 to 2181 and encodes 726 amino acids. NCBI's taxonomy places the organism in Eukaryota, Fungi, Ascomycota, Sordariomycetes, Glomerellales, Plectosphaerellaceae. Gene Ontology annotation, molecular function: UDP-glycosyltransferase activity; hexosyltransferase activity. Gene Ontology annotation, biological process: carbohydrate metabolic process. The transcript has 4 exons.
AUGGCCCUCAAUCGCAUCUCGUCACGAGGCCUUGGCCACAUCGCCCUCGACGAUGCCAACGCCAACCCAACCACAUCUAGCAACGUCGGCAACGAUGGCCGCGUCAACGUUCAGUUUCACGCGAGCCCCAAGAUGCUUGCCGGAUGGGUCUCGCGGUUUCAAGGCAACUUUUGCGAUCGUCCACCACCCAGACACCCGCCAAAAGUCCGGAAGGGGAGCUACAUACCCUUUGACGACGACGACGAAUCCCACUGCCCGCGCCUGCCUCUGUGUAUUGCCAUCCACAUUGUCGGGUCUCGAGGCGAUGUUCAACCUUUCAUCCCCAUUGCCCAGCUCCUCAAAUCAACCUAUGGCCAUCGCGUACGCAUCUGCACGCACCCCGUCUUCAAAGACUUUGUCGAGUCCAAUGGCGUGGAAUUCUUCAGCAUUGGCGGUGAUCCCGAAGCUCUCAUGGCCUACAUGGUGAAGAACCCGGGUCUGCUGCCCAGCCGCGAGAGCAUGCGAGCCGGCGACAUCAGCAAGAGGCGCGCCGAAAUGUCCGAGAUCAUCAACGGCGGCUGGCGCAGCUGCAUCGAGGCUGGCAACGGCAUGAGCAAACAGCCCCUCAGGGCGGCGAACGUGCCCGACCCAAAAGAUCUCUUCAUCGCCGACGCCAUCAUUGCCAACCCGCCCUCCAUGGCGCACAUUCAUUGCGCCGAGAAGCUCGGCAUCCCGCUGCACAUGGUCUUCACCAUGCCGUGGUCGCCGACCGAGGCCUUCCACCACCCGCUGGCCGCCAUGAACUAUGGUGAAUCCGACGCCAAGUCCGCCAACUACCUCUCCUUCAUGGUCAUGGAGCUUCUGACGUGGCAGGGCCUCGGGGACAUCAUCAACAAGUUCCGCAUGCAGACGCUGCACCUGGACCCCAUCAGCCCGAUGUGGGGUUGCAACCUGUUGCCACGCCACCGCGUUCCGUUCACCUACCUCUGGACCGAGAGUCUGAUUCCCAAGCCCGACGACUGGGACUCGCACAUCAAGAUUACGGGCUUCUCCUUCCUGCCCAUGGCCAGCAAGUACACACCCCCCGACGACCUGGUGGCCUUCCUCCAAGAUGGGCCAGCCCCUAUCUACAUCGGCUUCGGCUCCAUCGUCGUCGACGACCCCCAAGCCCUGACGCGUCUCAUCUUCGAGGCCGUCAGGCAAGCGGGUGUUCGCGCCAUCGUGUCCAAGGGCUGGGGUGGUGUCGGCGCCGGGGAUGUGCCGCCCAACGUCUAUCUCAUCGGCAACUGCCCUCACGACUGGCUCUUCCAACGCGUCUCAGCUGUGGUCCAUCACGGCGGCGCCGGCACCACGGCGGCUGGCAUCGCGGCCGGCCGACCGACGGUUGUUGUCCCGUUCUUCGGCGACCAGCCGUUCUGGGGCAAGAUGAUUGCGCGCGCCGGAGCCGGCCCGACCCCUGUGCCGUUCAAGGCCAUGACGGCAGAGACCCUCGCUGCGAGCAUCACGUUCGCCCUCCAGCCCGAGUGCAGGUCGCCGCCGAAAGUCUCCCAGGCGCAAAUGGAGGCAUUUGCGCAUAGGAUGGCCACGAAGACGUUGCGGAAAGACGACAAUGUCAUGACUACCGAUCCGCGGGCUCUAACGUCCCACGAGAAGCGGAAAGCGAGCUGGGCCGCCCGAGAGGAGGGCAAGUACGGCCGCGCCUUCUACGUCACGCGCGCCACCGGUCGAUACGUGGCCAACCUCACCAAGAUCGGACUCAAGGCGCCCGUCGCGAUGAUGUACAAUAUCGCCAACGGCUGCCACAACUAUCCCUCGUACGGCAAUUUCGGCGUCCCCGUGAGGCCACGAGACCCGAUCACCGGAUUCGGCACCGGUCUCAAGGCGGCUGGCAAGGGGUUUUACCUGAGCGUGUGGGACGCCUUCAGUGGCGUUGUCGUGUUGCCGUACCGUGGCGCGAAGGACGGAGGCGCCAUUGGCACGCUGAAAGGCAUCUACCAAGGCGGACGCGGCUUCACUUAUAAUCUUGCAUCAGGAUAUUCAAUGAAGGGCAUAGAGAAAGAAUACUCAAGGCACCAUCUGACCAAGCUGAAGGCCGAAAUCUUCCUCAUCCGAAUUAGGCAGGGGAUCGAGGAAUUUAGAGAAUCCACUCAAGAAGAGAGGGACGGGGCAGUGGCGCAGUGGAAGCGGUUGCGGGCGUUGUAA